CGAUAAGAGCCGAGAAGAGGCAGACCCGAAUAGUAGCCAGAAAUCCACAACACGUUUGGAAGUCUAGUCACAUUUUCUUAACGCUUUGGUCUGUAUUCCUGCAUAUCAUCCCACUUGUGCCAGCCUGUUCGCAACUUUUUGCACCCACCUGGCGCUUUUCAAACAUUUUCUGCGGUCAAGAAGAAGCUUGGUGACUGGCUGUCGCGGUGAUCAUUAAAUAACCCACUUCACCGCAUUUUAUCCAUCACAGAGGAAAAUUGCCGUCCGUUUGUGACAUGUGGUAACAGUUAAGGGUUGUGUGAAGCCAACCUUUGCAGACUCUACCCAUGUUCUGUAAUGGAGAACUGCAAAGGCAAUUGGAAUGGCUCGAUCUCCACAUUUGUUGCCAGAAACUGAGCUAUCAACACAGCUAGCGACCCACAGCUGCAUCAGUUGGGAACCCAAAUGUCCUUGUGAACAUUCUCUUUGGCCACCAUCCCUGGGUUCAGCAAGAGAGGCCUAUUUUGGGAGUUCCCAGCCUGUCUCUUCUCUGCUUUCGACAACAUUCGCCAGAAGAACCUUCUCCCUGGUGACUCUCCUCUGUGACGCCCCAGGAUGAACGGGUACGCAAACCCCACCUACCCCUCCGGCGGGUUCGGCUCCUACACCUCCCAGCUAAAUGGCCAUGGCUCACAGUCUCCAGAGCCCCCGGAGCACAAAGCCAAGUCCAGUGCUAAAGCCCUCUAUGAGCAAAGGAAACACUACACCAAGACCAGUAUCAACAGUAUGACGGACACAUCCCAGUACCACGUGGAGCACCUCACCACGUUCGUGAUGGACCGCAAGGACGCCAUGAUCACCAUCGACGACGGCAUCAGGAAGCUCCGCCUGCUGGACGCCAAGGGCAAGGUGUGGACCCAGGACAUGCUGUUGCAGGUGGAGGAGAAAUCUGUCAGCCUCAUCGACCAGGAGACCAAGAAUGAGCUGGAAAACUUUCCCAUGGGGAGCCUCCAGCACUGCCAGGCUGUUAUGAGUUCCUGCAGCUAUGACUCCAUCUUGGCUCUGGUGUGUAAGGAGUCAGGCCAAAGCAAACCCGACCUGCACCUCUUCCAGUGCGACGACAUCAAGGCAAACCUGAUCCAGGCCGACAUCGAAAGUGCCAUGCUUGACUUCAAGGGUGGCAAGGUCAAAAAGAGGCCGGAUGCACUUAAGAUGAUCCUGAAGAGUGAUGGAGUCAUCCCCCCUCCCCCCGCAGCCCCCGCCCCCGAGCCACCCGCCACCGUCACUCAGGUGGAUGUGAAGAGCCGCGUGGCCGCGUGGUCAGCCUGGGCCAAUGAGCAGCAAGACUAUGACAAACAGAGGCAGUACUCAGAGCAGGACGAACCUCCAGAGAUGACGGCUGCCAGGGUGGACCGAGAUGUGCAAAUCCUGAACCAUAUCCUGGACGACAUCGAGUUCUUCGUCACCAAACUUCAGAAGGCAGCGGAGGCGUUUAACGAGCUGUCCAAGAGGAAGAAAUCAAAAAAGAGCAAGAAGAAGGGACCAGGAGAGGGCGUACUAACACUGCGGGCAAAGCCUCCCACUCAGGACGAGUUUGUGGACUGUUUCCAGAAAUUCAAGCAUGCCUUCAACCUGCUGGGGAAGCUGAGGUCACACAUCCAGAACCCCAGCGCUGUGGACCUGGUGCACUUCCUGUUCACGCCUCUGAGAAUGGUGGUGCAGACGUCGGGCGGCGUGGAGCUGGCGAAGAGCGUCCUGGUGCCGCUGCUGACCGCCGAGGCCAUCGACUUCCUGCACUCGGCCGGCACGGCGGAGGAGAGGCACCUGUGGGUGGCCCUGGGGGAGGGCUGGACCAAGUGCAGACUGGAGUGGCCGAAGGACCACUAUUUCCCACCGUGCACGCUGCAGUUUCGGGACGGCUGGGAGCCCCCGAUGCUGGCCUACAUGGGCCAGGCCAGGGAGCACGAGCUCACCCAGCUGGCCGAGUCGCUGGCCCAUGCCGAGGUCCAGAGGCAGGAGGAGGUGGCACACAGGCUGGCCCAGGAGCAACCGGCAGUGCAGGACUUCCCCUCGGCAGACGGGAACUAUGAUGCCCACACCAGAGGCCAGCCAAAAACUUUCGCCAAAUCCAAGUAUGACUUUGUGGCCAGAAACAACACUGAGCUCUCCGUGGUCAAGGACGAGGUCGUCGAGGUGCUGGACGACAGGAAGCAAUGGUGGAAGGUGCGCAACGGCUGCGGGGCGUCGGGCUACGUGCCAAACAACAUCCUGGAGAUCACCCGGGCGGUGGACAUAACGGGCCGCGGAGAGCCCAUCUACAGCCACACCAUCCAGAAGCAGACCAGAACAGACCAUGUCACCAAGCCGGCAGCGACGCCCAUGCCCCCGGCCCCCGCGCCCCCCCCGCCGGCCCCGGCCCCAGCCCCUGCCCCAGCCCGCCUCCCGACCCCUCCUCUGCCCCCCCCGGCCGCCGAGCCCCCCCGGCCGGCCGCCAGCACCGUGAGCCGCCAGAACAGCAACACGUCCAGUGACAACGGCAGCGUCACCAUGAGGGACCAUCCCAACCAGAGGCCCCUGCCCGGCAACCGCAGGAAAUCCAACAUGGAGGAGGUGCAGGAUGAGCUGAUGCACAGGCUGACCCUGGGCCGCAGCGCCCAGAAGAAGUUCCAGGCGCCCCCCAGGAGCACCAGCCUGCCCCCCUCGGUCAACAUCACCUACGACUCCUCGCCCGACGAGGUCAAAUCUUGGCUGGAACUCAAGGGCUUCAGCAGCGUCACCAUCAACAGUCUGGGAGUGUUGACAGGAGCCCAGCUGUUCUCCCUCAACAAGGAGGAGCUGAAGACCGUGUGCCCGGACGACGGCGCCCGCGUCUUCAGCCAGAUCACCGUGCAGAAGGCCGCUCUCGAGCGGAGCUCCGGUUCCGAGCUGCAGGAGAUCAUGAGGAGGCGGCAGGAGAAGUUGGCUGCCAACGCCUCCGACUCGGGGGUGGAGUCUUUUGACGAGAGCAGCAGCCACUGAGGCCUUCCCCCAAACCUGUGAGCCCCCGAGCCCCUAAGCCUCACCCCCGUCUCUCAUGUCGUUGCGUUGUUGUUUCCAGAGUGCAGCGGACCGAGCCGAGUUCGUCGAGAUCAUGCGCCGCCGACAGGAACUUCUGCAGCAGUCUCCGUAGAAACAAACACACACAAUCAAACAAACAGUAAAACCCACACAAUCGGACUGGGGAUUCACAACAGGGAAACAUUCAGCCACGCGUCUGAAGGGAAUGUGAAUAGUUGUGGAACUGUACAUCUGAUCGGACUAUAUCGUCAUUUGACAGGAAUGAAUGAAUGAAAUUAAUAAUGGUGUAAUAUAGCAGCAAUGUUUUGAAAGGGUAAUCGCAAGCAUGGACUGUUGUCUCUCGUGUUAUUUGGCCACAGAUUAGUGCAGCACACUAAAAAGGAAAUGUAUCCGGUUUCUGAGAUCUUCUCAUAUAGAAGGGAAAUGGAGUCAACCAAACUAAAGUUUGUUGAUCCAAUUUAAUAGUAUUUGAGAGAAUUGAUUAAUGUGAAUAACCAAUAUAAAUAUAAUUGUUGUGUACAUUUUCUGAUUUGCUGGCAAAGCAAACAUAUUUAUAUACAUCAUCCUUUUUUAUUUAAUGUUAUGCCAAAAGAGUAACUUAAUAUAACUGACCAGACUGAAAUAGAGGCAACGCUAAUGUAACUUUUUUUUGUCAUUCAUAAAAUACGUCAGAUAAGAUCACUUUAUAUAAUAUCACUAUGACUUUACAGAUACAUGCUUCCAUUAAUCUCAUGUCAGAUUGAAUAUAGCCCUUGCUUACACCUUACAUUAAAGCAGAGAAACUGCUACCGAAGUCCUUUAAGGCUUUGACAGGUUACUUGUACGAGGCCGCAAGUCAUGAGAUGGGCCUAUACGCACAUUUGCACAGCAACAGGAAAGUUCUAUCACUCAAGGACUAUAUAGGCAAGACAUAACAAUCAGAUCUAAAAUCAUUAUCGCAGUCGAGUAUUUUCCUAUAGUCAUCUAUGUUGGAGGAAGACAUGGAUGAGCUUGUUCAAUGGCUGUUACAGACAUGUCUUCCUCACAGCAGCAGCCUACUUGUUUUCUGUGUGUGUGUGUGUGUGUGUGUGUGUGGGGGGGGGGGUCAUGGCAAGAGAGUUCAGUCUUGUAUCAGGUUGCUAGAUAAAGCACACCUUUCUACUGUAGCAAGCCCCUUCAGUCUGGUAAAAAAAAAGUUACAGGAGUAAUAGGACGAAUGCUAGAAUUCCAAGAUUCUUUGUUUGACCAACUUAACAGAGUAAUAAGCAUGAUCUUGCAACAUGUGGAACACCAAGCGCUGUUAUCCAUUUUGUUAUCUUUGUUACUAAAGAGUAAAGCUGAUAAACGAUGGUCCGUUUUUCUUAUUCCGGGUGAACGUGACGAACAAGGAUACUCGGGACACAAGGACUAGUCCACACACGGUAACAAGAGGAACGGAGUGUAAUUUAGCACACGUAUAAUAUAUAUAUAUAUAUACUGUAUAUGCCUGCACAAGAGAUGUAUCUUAACCAAUUGAUACAGUGUUGCUUAAAUGUGUCACUUUUAUAUGGCUUCAGCUUUGCUCUGUGAUGUAGAUCUGUUUGUCCAGUUUACUCCAGGGGUACAGGGGUACAACCUAUGAGUGAAUGUGUCAGUUUAGGAAGGAAGUUUGUCCAGUGCAUGUCGGGACACUUCAGGACCCUUGGCACAUGUUCUAGUCCAACAAUCGCUGACCCCUCCACCCCCACCCCACCCGCCAGAACUAUCUGUGUUUGUCUGCAAUGCUAAACGUUAAGUUAUAUAGAAAGGUCGAUUGGCUCGUUGCCAUUUUAUUUAGCUAACAUGAGAAAAUGAUUAUUGGAAGUAGGAUUCAUUUUUGUGAAUUGUCCUCCCUUAACGAUGUGCAAUCGCAAAGCGUUGUUGGUGUCAAUCAAGGAAAUACUAUGUUCUUUCAGGGGGGAUUAUUACAUUGUACAUUUCUAAUUGUAUGUAGUUCAUGGUGCCUUUUUCACUUAAAUCUGCUAAUUCUGCAAUAAAUCCUGUUCUAAA
Hypomesus transpacificus is the source of this 5043-nucleotide messenger RNA. It is a transcript of the gene eps8a, whose product is annotated as epidermal growth factor receptor pathway substrate 8a. NCBI's taxonomy places the organism in Eukaryota, Metazoa, Chordata, Actinopteri, Osmeriformes, Osmeridae. Bases 595 to 2997 code for a protein of 800 amino acids. Gene Ontology annotation, cellular component: plasma membrane; vesicle; ruffle membrane. Gene Ontology annotation, biological process: Rho protein signal transduction; positive regulation of ruffle assembly; regulation of Rho protein signal transduction. The transcript is spliced from 22 exons. Gene Ontology annotation, molecular function: actin binding. The record is from RefSeq and is a predicted model, not a curated record.